Podarcis lilfordi (Lilford's wall lizard) is the source of this 6166-nucleotide messenger RNA. NCBI's taxonomy places the organism in Eukaryota, Metazoa, Chordata, Lepidosauria, Squamata, Lacertidae. The record is from the annotation of a GenBank genome assembly.
GGAAAGGAGAAGCUGCGUACAUAAAGGCACCUGAGAUUCUUAGACCACUGGAACAUCACCAGGAGAAGGCAUCCAAGACAGAAUAAACAUCGCCACCUUGUAAGUUAGAACUUCUUUGUUCGCCGGUUGAAAAGAGGGGAAGAAGACUUUAGAGGUGAACGUGAUUUGCUCCGGAAGCAUUAGGAAUCCUGCAGGUCCAAUAGGAUGAUGAUUGCCUGGAGAGAGAAAGGGAAAUGGGGGAAAAUCAUUACAGGGCUGCACCGAUUGGUGGUGCAGGAUGGUGGAAGCCUACCCUGUUCCUCGAGCAGUAGGAAAACGGACUGCUAGACAGAUGGGGUUGUUUUUAGAAAGAAGAUUCCACCUAAACAUUAGGAAGAACUUCCUGACAGUAAGAGCUGUUCUACAGUGGAAUUUGCUGCCAAGGAGUGUGGUGGAGUCUCCUUCUUUGGAGGUCUUUAAGCAGAGGCUUGACAACCAUAUGUCAGGAGUGCUCUGAUGGUGUUUCCUGCUUGGCAGGGGGUUGGACUCGAUGGCCCUUGUGGUCUCUUCCAACUCUUCUAUGAUUCUAUGAUUCUAUAAUGUCUAAUUAUGGGUGCUCACGGUUUAAUCUUUGUGUAACUGUCUUUGAUACUUUCCAAGCCGCUUAGAAGCCUGUUUAGGAAUUAAGCAGUACAGUGGUACCUCGGGUUACAUACGCUUCAGGUUACAUAUGCUUCGGGUUACAUACGCUUCAUGUAACAGACUCCGCUAACCCAGAAAUAGUACCUCGGGUUAAGAACUUUGCUUCAGGAUGAGAACAGAAAUCGUGCGGCAGCAGCACGGCAGCAGCAGCAGCUAAAGUGGUGCUUCAGGUUAAGAACAGUUUCAGCUUAAGAACAGACCUCCAGGACAAAUUAAGUUCUUAACCCAAGGUACCACUGCAAAUAAAUAGCUAACCAAGCAAGCAACAUAAAACUGGGUUUUAAUUAAUUAAAGAGGAUAGGGAGACAAAUGAAAUUUAUUUGGAACGAGAAACAGCGUGGAGGAAGAGGUUCUUCCCAAAUCAGCUGGUCUAGGAACACAGGCGAUUUUGCCUUCCAAAACUUAGGGAAGUUGGAUUGGCUCGCUUGCCAGAGUCAUCCAUUUCUGGCCUCUAGCGCUUCCAUUCUGGUGGCUGUAAUGCAAUUAAUAAAACCACUAUUACUGGUGAACAGUAGUUUUAUUAAUCCCAUGUGGGUAAUUCUGGUUAUUUUUUUUACAACAAAAUAAAUAUGAAAGUCAUCGUUAAAUGUAUUAAAUUUGUUCAGUUAUCAUGGGCAGCAUUCAACUACUUUUAUUAUUUUUGCUCUAGAAUUAUCACUAGUGCAAUGAGAUUUUGAACCUCCCCUACCCCAAAUCUUCCCCAGAGAGUUGUGGGGACUGGAUAUGAGGAGAGCAUUUCAUUGUGCAAAGAGAAAUCCUUGUGCAAGUCUCACCUUAGUGCUACAUUGAAUACAAUGCAAUGCUUCUUAGCUCCUCUUUAACCUCGAUUAAUAAAUAACAUCAGUGUGGACUUGUGAAAUUGGGGUGUUUAGUGGAGCCUCAGCUUAAUUGGACUGAAGUAAUUUUCCUUCAUAAAAGAACAGUCGGAUGUUGUAAACAGUGGAGACUCUUCCAUUACAGCUUCCGGGGCACAUAUCUGUCAAUCAGAAUAUCGAGAAAUGUUUUUAAUGCUGCAAAAAAAAAGAAAUAUCAAAGCCACACUUCCCCACCCAGCACACAUUUUAUACUUCUAUGAAUCUGCAGAGGCUUGUGGAGGCAUUUUUGUCAGUCUUCUGUUUCCUGGCCGGUCAGCUGUCUGGCACCACUCAGCCAACCCUAACCCAGAAAUAUGGCCAGGGCCGGCCUGUCCAUAGGGCAGAUGGAGGAAGCUGCCUCAGGCGGCAGAAUCCAAGGAGUGUCUGUGCAUGUGUGGCCAACGCUGAAGAAGCAAGGAGAGGCGGCCGAGAUCAUCCUGGGCUCCAGCAGGAUCUCACAGGAAAAAACAUGUGACUGCUAUUUGAAUAUUAGGAUUAUUUAGUAUUAAAAGGACUGCUGGCUUUUUACCCAGUGCUGACCACACUGCUGCUCUCACUAAUUUUUUUUUGAGGAGUAUUUAGUAGCCACUAUAUCAGAUAAUGGAGGAAAGCCUUGAAAGCACAACACCAUGAAGAUGUUCAGAGCUGUUUCCUCCUCAUAAUUUUUUGUUUGUACUAGUAACCAGAGAAGCAGGGGGGGGGGGAUGUUUCCUACUCUGAGGAACUUUUUGUUUUUUUUAAUACCGUAUUGACCUGAAUAUAAGCCUCACCCCCCCCCCCAAUUCCAACUGUGAAAAGUUAAAGUGUGGCUUAAAUUCGGUACCUUACAAAAACUGACUUUUAUGAUCUCGCUGCUGGAACAGACAUACAGUAAAACGGAACAGGUGUGAAUGCCUGCAGAAUUUUAAGGGAACGUCUUAUAUUUGGGUAUUGUCUUUUUUUCUUUUUUCCCCUUGAAUUUUAAAGGUGUGGCUUAUAUUCGGGCCAAUACGGUAUUUGUGGUCGUGUGUGUGUGUGUGUGUGUGUGUGUGUGUGAGAGAGAGAGAGAGAGAGAGAGAGAGGGAGCAAGCAAGCAUGGACUCUGUGUGUGUGUGUGUGUGUGUGUGUGUGUGUGUCCUUCUGCAAUAAAUAUUUAUAGAUUUUUCUGAAUAAUUUUGCAUUUAUUUUUGUGAAUUAAAUUGGGAGGAGAUACAGUGGAUGGCUUGUGAAGCAACAAACUCUGUGCUCAGGUGUCCCUGCCUUCACCCAUUAAAAGCUGCAUCAGCAGCUGGGUGGAGCCGGGCAAGGCAGGGCACCUCGAUCUGAGUGACAUGCAAUUCCAGAGUAUUUCCCAAAUAGGUGUGUGAAUUUGCUUUCAAGAAGCCCCUUCCUUAGCUCGGCCCAAUCCUGCCAUGGUUGUGAGCACACCAGGAGCCCCAUGUGCUUGUCUGUCCUUUGUCAAGCGCUCCUGUACGGUCCCUGUGCACAAAAUGUUCUUGUAUUUUUAGGGGAUAUUUUACUAUCACUGAAGCUAGGGGAGAAAAACCUCAGAAGCAAAGUUACUUUGAUCAGGUAGACAUCUGUGCUGGAAGGCAAGUCAAUACAGCAUGCAAAGGGGAUGGUGACUGUAAGGUGAACAAGAACAACAGUCUACUGAACUCAGCUACAUUAGUGGAAAAAAACAAAACUUUGAAUGCGUUAUAAACAUGCAACACCAGAUGGUGCUAGAGAGCAAAAAAAAAAUCUUUGUGAUUUUACAUAGCGCUUUUUUCCCUUUUGUCAUAAUGAUUUAAUUUCUGACUUAUUUAUAGCAGGGUUUUAUCCUGUGUGUAGAUCCACACUAAAUGUACUAAAUUUAUAUAUCCUGCCCUUCCUCCCAAUGGAGGCCAAUGGCAUGGCAAACAACGAGUGACAAAACAGCAAAUACAUCUUAGAAACAAAAUUUUAAAAACCCCAAAAGGCAAUUCUGUUUCAGAUGCAGACUAUUAAAGAUAACAAGUGAAGCCUUUUUCUGGCAUGGAGACAAAGAGAUGGAGGAACUGUUUGUCGGUUUAAUUUCUGCAUGUUGGCCUACUGUUAUAAAUGUAAAAGAGCAAGGCCAGUAAAAACUGUGGGAAAUCCUAUGCAGAAAGGAGGAUGCUUACCCUGGUUAUAUCUUGGAGCCGAUCUGUGACUUAUUUCUUCCCAAUGUCUACCUGCAGGUAAAGGUGAACCCAGCAAGCUGCCAAGAUGUGCAACUUGAAUUUUGUUUGGACCAUAGUGAAAUGUAUGUUUAAUAUCAUAAAGUGGAUUUGUAACAAGGCCAAAGGUAAGAGGAGUGGGCUGAUGCAGGGGGUCUUAUCAUUCACCCACCUUCCCCAAGGCUGUAUCCUUUUCUGUACUACAAAACCCAUCAGCUGCAGCCAGCACGGCCAUGAGAGCUGGGGCUGGUGGAAGCUGUAGUAUGUAACAGCUGAAGGGUACCAGGUUGGGUAAGGUUCCAGCGCAUUCAGAGUCUGAUCCUGAUACACUUCUCUUAAAAACAUACAGAAUACCCUCUCUGAAUGCUUAUUUGCCAUGCUUAAGACUUCCCUGAUUCUGUUGUUUAACCUUCUCUCAAAAACCUCAUAUUUUACCUGGUGCUUAGUUUUAAAUUACUUUUUAAAAAAUUAUACAGUAUUAUUUUUACCUAUUUCUGGAAACUGCCUCGCGAGGACCUGGUCCUAGCAGACAGGAUAGAAACAUUUUGGAUAAACAAAUAAAAUUAUACAGUGGUACCUCGGGUUACAGACGCUUCAGGUUACAGACUCCACUAACCCAGAAAUAGUACCUUGGGUUAAGAACUUUACCUCAGGAUGAGAACAGAAAUCGAGCGGUGGUGGUGGGAGGCCCCAUUAGUUAAAGUGGCACCUCAGGUUAAGAACAGUUUCAGGUUAAGAACAGACCUCCAGAACAAAUUAAGUUCUUAACCCGAGGUACCACUGCAGAGAAGUCAGGGAGGAUGGGGGGGAGGGAAUUAACUUAGAAAUAAAUAAAAAAAGAAAGAGCUUGUUUCAGUGGGCAUUUUACCUACAAGCACACUGGGCUUCGAUAAGUUAUUUCCCAACACUUUUUAUUGAAGGGGUGGGGCAGAUCUUUGCCAAUUAAAUAUAAUGAAGACAAACAUGAUACUCUGAGCUAAGACAUUUAAAUUAAACACCAAUAAGAUAAGGGCACCCAAAGCAGAGGCUCAGAUAAAGAUCUUGGUGACUGGGUGGCCCUGGCACAGGAGAAGGGACAAUGUCAUUAGAAACAUAGGGAGCUCACAGUAUUGCCCACACGGACUGGCAGUAGCUGUCCAGGGUAUCAGGCAGGGACCAUUCCCAGCUCUACCUGCAGAUGCUGGGGACUGAACCUAGGACUUUCUGCAUACAAAGCAGAUACUCUAGCCCUGAGCCACAGUAUGGUCUCUCCACAUUUUGCUGCCUGAGGACAAGAUGCCUCCUGCUCCCAUCUUCCACUGCCCUUGAGGGCAAACAGGCUACAGUGGUACCUUGGUUCUCAAACUUAAUCCGUUCCGGAAGUCCGUUCCAAAACCAAAGCGUUCCAAAACCAAGGCGCGCUUUCCCAUAGAAAGUAAUGUAAAACGGAUUAAUCCGUCCCAGACUUUUAAAAACAACCCCCCAAAAAAACCCAGCAAUUUAACCUGAAUUUUACAAUCUAAUCCAUAAAAUGCAAGCAAUAAUCAAUGUGCUGUACUAUAAAAUCAAUAAGACAGUAUUGUUGAUUGAUAAAAAUUAAAAUUAAUCUUUUUUCUUACCUGCAUUGUUGAUAGUCAUUGUUUGGAUUGGGGAGUGGGGCUUCUAUCCAUUUCUGCAGUCACACAAACAAUCAUUCAGUAGCUGAACUGGGUUCCACACAGUUACAAAAACAAAUUAACCGAAAAAGCCUCAAAAACGAAAACGCAAAAUAAAUAGCAAAAACAAAAGCGCCAGACUUAAUCCAUUCCAGAAGUCCGUUUGACUUCUGAAAUGUUUGAAAACACAAGGUGCAGCUUCUGAUUGGUGCAGGCGCCCUGGAAACAAUAGCCAGCAGUUGUAUCGGACGUUCGGCUUCUGAAAAACGUUUGAAAACCAGAACACUUACUUCCGGGUUUUCAGCGUUUGGGAACUAAGGCGUUUGAGAACUAAGGUACCACUGUAGAUGCACGGAUCAAGGUUUCUCCAAUGAGAUUUUCUGGAAAUGAGCAGCACAAGCCUGAACACGUUUACUCAGAAGUAAGUCCCUCUAAAUUCAGUGGGGCUUCCUGCCCAGGAAUUUGGUUAAGGAUUUGCCCCGGUAGGCCAGCUUCCCUUCCUGGUUUCUGGCCUCUUAUGCUUUUCCCAUAGUCUUCGUGUGUGUUUCUUUUUCAGAACGGAUGAAGCCACACAAGCCGGCGAUUGAAAAACCACCCAAGGCAGAGACUGAAAAACCACCCAAGCCAGUGACUGGGAAACCACCCAAACCAGAGACUGAAAAACCACCCAAACCAGCAACUGGGAAACCACCCAAGCCAGCAACUGAAAAGCAAGACUGAAGAGGGAAUGACGGACCUCCACAGUCCCAUCUUCUCCAACACUGGCAGUAACAUCCCUCUGACUGUCAAGGCACGCCAUGUUAUUUUGUUAAUGCAAUAAAGCUUGUUUGGAUCAGAA